CAGCAAAACAGCAAGAAGUGGGAGUGAACUUGACGACUGCGGUCAUAUUUUAGAGAAACAUUCGAAUAUUUCUUCUGCUUCUGGUUCCACUUUCGCUACGACCGAGAGAUCUCUCCGGUGGUAUGUCCCAUCCCGGCCCUUCUCCAGGUGCGGGCCUUUCACCGGGUCCCAUCCUGGGCCCCAGCCCUGGACCGGACCCGUCACCCAGCUCUGUCCACAGCAUGAUGGGACCCAGCUCUGGGCCAGGAACACCGAAUGCACCCCACGGCAUGCAGGGACCGGCGCAGGGUGACUUCUCGCAGGACGUCAUGUAUUCAAUGCACAAACCUAUGGAGGGAAUGAACGACAAAACCAUGGCAGACGCCAUGCACUUUGGUCACAUCAAAGGUGUGAGCAUGAGGUCCCUUCACAGUGGCAUGGGCCCUCCACAAAGCCCCAUGGAUCAGCAUAGCCAGGGCUACAUGUCCCCACAUCCCUCCCCGAUGGGUGGACACGAGCACGCGUCCAGCCCCAUGUCGGGGGGCGGGGGACCCACACCUCCCCACAUGCCGUCCUCUCAGCCUGGCCCCAUGAUGCCAAUGGACCCCCAAGGAGGGGGGGUCGGUGGCGGAGUACCCAACAUGUCUGGCAUGAGUCAGCAAGGCCGUGGGCCGUCGGCGUUCAGUCAAGCCCAGCUGCAGCAGCUCCGUGCUCAGAUCCUGGCCUACAAGGUCUUGGGCCGAGGGCAGCCGCUACCUGAGAACCUCCAACUGGCCGUGCAGGGCAAGAGGAGCCUACCCACAAUGCAGCAGCAGCAGCAACAACAACAGGUGGUGAGCGGGAGUCCUUACAACAGGCCACAAGGCAUGACCAUGGCCCCUAUGGGCGCAGCCCAGUCCAGCCCCUGUCCUACUCCAGCCAUGCAAAGUAACAAUCAAGGCGCAGCACCCAAACCUUGGCCUGAAGGCCAAGUCAGCGACAAUCCAGCCGGCGCCCCCAAACUCUUGGCCCCCGUCAGCGGCGGUCGUCCAUCGCCGGCGCCCCCUCAGCCUGUUGCCGUGCCAGCUGGGCCCCUGCCUGGCGGCUCGGUUGCCACUCCGCCCGGCCAGCAGGUGUCUCCCAUGCUACAGAUGCAGAAGCAGAAUCGCGUAACACCCAUCCAGAAGCCCCAAGGUCUGGACCCAGUGGGCAUACUACAAGAGAGAGAAUACCGACUGCAGGCUCGGAUCGCGCACCGCAUUCAAGAGCUGGAGAGUCUGCCUGGUUCCCUGCCGCCGGAUUUGAGGACCAAGGCCACGGUGGAACUCAAGGCGCUUCGACUUCUCAAUUUCCAGCGACAGCUGAGGCAAGACGUGGUGGCUUGCAUGCGACGGGACACCACCCUGGAGACAGCCCUCAACUCCAAGGCGUACCGCCGCAGCAAGCGGCAGACGUUGCGGGAGGCACGUAUGACCGAGAAGCUGGAGAAGCAGCAGAAGCUGGAGCAGGAGAAGAAGCGCCGGCAGAAGCACCAGGAGUACCUGAAUAGUAUUCUCCAGCACGCCAAAGACUUCAAGGAGUACCACCGCUCCGUGUCGGGCAAAAUGCAGAAGCUUACACGAGCCAUCGCCACCUGGCAUACUAACACGGAGCGGGAGCAAAAGAAAGAGACGGAAAGGAUUGAGAAGGAGAGAAUGAGAAGACUUAUGGCGGAGGACGAGGAGGGCUACCGCAAACUGAUCGACCAGAAAAAGGACAAGCGUCUGGCCUACUUGCUGCAGCAGACGGACGAGUACGUGGCUAAUCUCACGACCCUGGUCUAUGAGCACAAAGCCGCGCAGGCUGCUAAGGAGAAGAAGCGCAGGAAGAAGAAGAAGAAGGCCAGGGUGGACGGAGAUGGUGGCGAAGGCACAAGUGCUAUUGGACCGGAUGGAGAGCCCAUGGAUGAAAGUAGCCAGAUGAGCGAGCUGCCAGUCAAAGUCAUUCAGACAGAAACUGGCAAAGUUUUGCAAGGUACAGACGCACCCAAAUCCAGCCAGUUGGAGGCCUGGCUAGAGAUGAAUCCUGGGUAUGAAGUAGCGCCGAGGUCGGACAGCGAGGAGAGCGGCUCUGAAUUUGAGGAGGAGGAGGAAGAGGAGGCAGCAAAGGGUGAAAGUGACAAGACAAUCGGAGAUCCCAUUGGAGAGGCCAAGCACAUUAUCGAGUCGGCCAAGCAGGAUGUGGACGACGAGUACAGUGUGCCGACGGAUGAGGCCAGCCUCCAGUCCUACUAUGGUGUGGCCCACGCUGUCAUCGAGCGGGUGGAAAAGCAGUCGUCCCUUCUCGUCAACGGCUCACUCAAACACUACCAGAUUCAGGGAUUGGAGUGGAUGGUGUCAUUGUACAACAACAAUUUAAAUGGCAUCCUCGCCGACGAAAUGGGCCUGGGCAAAACCAUUCAAACCAUUGCCCUCAUCACCUACUUGAUGGAACACAAAAGGCUCAACGGACCCUAUCUCAUCAUUGUGCCGCUCUCGACUUUAUCCAACUGGAUUUAUGAGCUUGACAAGUGGGCACCAUCUGUGGUGAAAAUUGCUUACAAGGGGACGCCAGGCCUGCGCCGGGGAUUAGUGCCGCAGUUGCGGAGUGGCAAGUUCAAUGCCUUGCUGACCACAUACGAAUACAUCAUUAAGGACAAACACAUACUGGCCAAGAUCCGUUGGAAGUACAUGAUCGUGGACGAGGGCCACCGCAUGAAGAACCACCACUGCAAGUUGACGCAGGUGCUGAACACGCACUAUGUGGCGCCACGGCGCCUGCUGCUGACUGGCACGCCACUGCAGAACAAGCUGCCCGAGCUGUGGGCCCUACUUAACUUCCUACUGCCCACCAUCUUCAAGAGCUGUAGCACCUUUGAGCAGUGGUUCAACGCGCCCUUUGCAAUGACGGGCGAGAGGGUGGACCUGAACGAGGAGGAGACCAUCUUGAUUAUUCGUCGUCUACACAAGGUGCUCCGACCUUUCUUGCUGCGCCGCCUGAAGAAGGAGGUGGAGUCUCAGCUGCCUGAGAAGGUGGAGUAUGUUAUAAAAUGCGACAUGUCAGCCAUACAGAAGGUUUUAUACCGGCAUAUGCAGAAGGGAAUCCUCCUCACUGACGGCUCAGAGAAAGACAAGAAGGGCAAAGGUGGCGCCAAAACCUUGAUGAACACCAUCAUGCAGUUGAAAAAGAUCUGCAACCACCCAUACAUGUUCCAACACAUCGAGGAAUCAUUUGCAGAGCAUUUGGGCUACCCGAACGGCAUCAUCACUGGGCCUGACCUGUACCGAGCCUCCGGGAAGUUCGAGCUCCUGGAUCGCAUCCUGCCCAAGCUGCAGGCCACCAACCACCGGGUGCUUCUUUUCUGCCAGAUGACCUCGCUCAUGACCAUCAUGGAAGACUACUUCAGUUACCGCAACUUCCAGUAUUUGCGUCUAGAUGGGACCACCAAGUCGGAUGACCGAGCUUUGCUGCUCAAGAAGUUCAAUGAGGCAGGAUCACAGUACUUUAUCUUCCUUCUAAGCACCAGGGCCGGUGGCCUCGGUCUCAACCUGCAGGCCGCCGACACGGUCAUUAUCUUUGACAGCGAUUGGAACCCGCAUCAGGACCUGCAAGCACAGGAUCGCGCGCAUCGCAUCGGGCAGCAGAACGAAGUGCGUGUGCUGCGCCUGUGCACCGUCAACAGCGUGGAGGAGAAGAUCCUGGCAGCCGCCAAGUACAAGCUCAACGUGGACCAGAAGGUCAUCCAGGCCGGGAUGUUCGACCAAAAAUCCUCCAGCCACGAGCGACGCGUCUUCCUGCAGGCCAUCCUCGAGCACGAGGAGCAGAACGAGGAAGAAAACGAGGUACCAGACGACGAAACCCUGAACCAGAUGAUCGCCCGCAACGAAGAUGAAUUCGAGAUGUACAUGCGCUUCGACAUGGAUCGGCGCCGAGAGGACGCCCGCAACCCAAAGCGCAAGCCGCGCCUGAUGGAGGAGGACGAGCUGCCCUCCUGGAUCAUCAAGGAUGACGCCGAGGUGGAGCGCCUGACAUACGAGGAAGAAGAGGAGAAGAUGUUCGGUCGAGGCUCCCGUUGCCGUCGUGACGUGGACUACAGCGAUGCAUUGACCGAGAAACAGUGGCUGCGGGCCAUCGAGGACGGCAACCUGGAGGAGAUGGAGGAGGAGAUCCGCCUGAAAAAGCGCAAACGCAAGCGGCGACAAGACAAGGAACCGGCAAGCCGUGAGGAAUGGGGUGCCAAAGCCAAGAAGAGGCGAGGGCGCCCGCCAGCCGAGAAACUCUCGCCCAACCCUCCCAAACUCACCAAACAGAUGAACACCAUCAUCGACACUGUCAUCAACUACAAAGACGGUGCUGGCAGACAGCUGAGCGAGGUCUUUGUCCAGCUGCCGUCCAAAAAGGAGCUUCCAGAAUAUUACGAGCUGAUCCGAAAACCCGUUGACUUUAAGAAAAUCAAGGAUCGCGUCAGGAGCCAUAAAUACCGCAGCGUGGGCGACCUGGAGAAGGACGUGAUGCAACUCUGUCACAAUGCGCAGACCUUCAACUUGGAGGGAUCUCAGAUAUACGAGGACUCCAUCGUGCUACAGUCGGUGUUCAAGAGCGCCCGGCAGAAGAUCGCCAAGGACGAGGAGAGCGAGGAUGACAGCGAAGAGGACGAUGAAGAAGAUGAGGAGGAAGAAUCAGACGCUGAGGCCAAGUCUGUGUGGGUGAAGAUCAAACUGAACAAGGAGGCCCGCGGUAGCACAGAGCGGGGCAAGAAGAGGCAGAGCAGAGCCAAGGCCAAACCCGUGGUUAGCGACGACGAAAGUGACGACGACCAGGACUGCAAUGAGCAAUCUGACAUCAGCGAUGACGAGUGAGCUUAAGUCAACUCCGGGAAGCUUCAACUUCAAGCAGCUCCUCUCUUCUCCUUGUCCAGGUUCUUAUUUUUUUCUCAUUCGGACCUGUCGGUUCACACAGUCACCCCCUUUCCUCGCAAUUGAUCUGUUCCAGACAAGUAUAUACAGUAGCAAUAUAUGAAAUUUCUUUUCUUUCAAGAUGAUUGUUUUCCUCACAUCACGCAUGUACUCGCUUUUGCCUGUCUUAUGUAAUGCUUACGCUUGCACUUUUUCAGAAAAUCACUUACGCGCAGAUGUUAUUUUGUACAUCCGGAACAGGGGUGUCUAAAAUCCGCAGUACGUCCAGAUAGGAGAGUGUAGAAUUGGGCUGUUUUAAAUGAUUUAAUAGAAUGGAGGGGCCACCCCAAAAUCAAACAACUAACCGUGUAAAGCCGUAUUUUUGCUGAAAGCUUAAAUACAUGCUGUUUAGGGGUGUAACUGUACACACGAGUCAUGGUUCGGUACAACAGGAAAAACAAAAUGGCUGUUGCUAUCACAGCAUUUGAAAGUUAAAGUUUGUUCUAUUGUUUAAAACUAACUAUUGGUAAAGUGCUAAACAAAUAGAAGAAAGCAUCAAACAUUGUGAAUUUGUGCUUUUAUUGUUCUAACAUUCUUUAAUUCUUAGUUCAUGUGCAAAAAUAGACAACACACCCUUUUUUGUAGGGAUCGACCGAGGUAAGUUAAGUCAGGUAGCACUCGCCAGCUGGCAACCUUGUUCACUUUUUAAUAAAAAUAGAAUACUACCAUUUUCAAGGUUGGAUUACACACAGUUAAUUUUAAACAAUUACCAGUGAACAUACACUCCCACAUAAGAUAUGUUUUAUAAUGGCUUAAAUAAAAUAAAAAAGGAAUGAAUGAAAAGCAUCUCUUGAAAUAGUGCAAAAAUAAAUACUCACUUAGUGUUUCAAUGACUUCAGGCUAGGGGUAGAGCAAUAAAUGGAUUUCCUGAUUUUAAAAUAUAAAAAAAAUACUCUUCAAAAAGUGUUAGUUAUCCUGCAUUUCAUAUUUCCCGCUCUGUCAAUUUGCCACAACUUUCCUAGUAGUGAUCCAUGAUAACUUUUUGGUUUGUCUUCUUUUUUCCGUAAUGUCGGUUGAUCAUUUAGCUGCAGUACCUCUACCGCCCCCUGGAUUGGAGGAGGACUAACUGCGACAUGGAUUUUUUUGGGUUUUUUUUCCCCACACAAACGUAUUCGCCGCCUGACUCCAUGCACCGAACCGUGAUGCAUGUACCCUGACGGAACGGGACGAAAGAAAUACGGUUACACACUUGAUUCUAUUUUAACUCAUUGACAUCAAUAGUGAUAUACUCAUUUCAAUUCACGGCAGAAAAACACCUUUCAUCGUCCAUACCAAAAUGGCGUCAGGGCGGCCAUUUCAGUAGGGGCAAGGUUCUCAUCAAUGCCAAUGCAUUGUCAAUAAAUUUAGAUCAUAAUUAGCUCAUUUCUCAACUGUUUUUAAAAAGUUUUAUCAUUGUCAAAGCAACUGUUAUUUACUUAGUGUCUGACAGCUCGUUGCCAUCCCUCCAACUUCAAACGAAUAGGACGUCUACUAGAGAUACUCUUAGUUUGUGGGAGGGUGGAUCUUGGCCAGAGGAAGUUUUAAAUUUUUAACUCAUUAGCAGUCAUUGACUGCACUAGAUGUCCAAUCCAUGUGAAGUGGGAGGGUAGCAGCAAAUGAACUUCAAAUUGAUUGGACAUCUAUUAAAGAUAAUUUAGAGACAAACUAAUCCAUGAAAAGAGCCACGUGCGGCUCUUAAAAUUUCAAUUUUAAUCCAUUUUUUAAAUAUUGAAAUUAAUAAAUGCAACAUUUAUAUAUUUGAGGGAUUUUAAAAGUUUGGACACCCCUGAUCUAGGAUUGCACUAGUAUUACAUUUUGUUAAAUGUCCUACUUCUUGUUGAGUUGGUAAACUAAAUGUUUUUAAAAGGAAAAAAAAACAGUAUUAUCACUUUUGUAUGAUAUAUUGAAUCAGUAUUUUGGAUUUGAGGAGUUAUUUGAUUUCAUUCACA
Messenger RNA from Corythoichthys intestinalis (scribbled pipefish), 6859 nucleotides. RefSeq names its product SWI/SNF related, matrix associated, actin dependent regulator of chromatin, subfamily a, member 2 (gene smarca2). The record is from RefSeq and is a predicted model, not a curated record. The transcript has 34 exons. NCBI's taxonomy places the organism in Eukaryota, Metazoa, Chordata, Actinopteri, Syngnathiformes, Syngnathidae. Gene Ontology annotation, biological process: positive regulation of transcription by RNA polymerase II. Gene Ontology annotation, molecular function: DNA binding; histone binding; ATP-dependent chromatin remodeler activity. Gene Ontology annotation, cellular component: nucleus. Bases 123 to 4835 code for a protein of 1570 amino acids.